Fukomys damarensis (Damara mole-rat) is the source of this 4807-nucleotide messenger RNA. It is a transcript of the gene Srebf2, whose product is annotated as sterol regulatory element binding transcription factor 2. Gene Ontology annotation, cellular component: nucleus. Gene Ontology annotation, biological process: positive regulation of cholesterol storage; positive regulation of transcription by RNA polymerase II. Gene Ontology annotation, molecular function: DNA-binding transcription factor activity, RNA polymerase II-specific; protein dimerization activity; RNA polymerase II cis-regulatory region sequence-specific DNA binding. Bases 16 to 3405 code for a protein of 1129 amino acids. Lineage: Eukaryota; Metazoa; Chordata; Mammalia; Rodentia; Bathyergidae. The transcript is spliced from 19 exons. The record is from RefSeq and is a predicted model, not a curated record.
GACACCAGUGUUGCCAUGGUUGGAGAGGAGACACAGAGUUUUCCUGGUGAGAUGCUGCAGUUUGUCAGCAAUCAAGUGGGAGAGUUCCCCGACUUGUUUUCAGAGCAGCUGUGUAGCUCCUUCCCCAGCGGAGGUGGUAGUGGCAGCAGUGGAGGAGGUGGCAAUGGAAGUGGCAACAGCAGCAGCUCCAGCAGCAGCAACAGUGGCAGGGGCAGCAGUAGCGGAGCUGUGGACCCCUCCUUGCAGCGGUCAUUUAGCCAGGUCCCGUUGUCUUCCUUCUCUUCUUCGGCUCCUUCCCCCCAGGCUCCAACCCUGCAAGUCAAAGUCCCUCCGCCUGCAGUUCCUACCCCACCGAGGGCAACUCCUGUUCUCCAGCCUCGGCCCCAGCCCCAGCCCCAGCCUCCAGCCCAGCUGCAGCAGCAGACAGUAAUGAUCACCCCAACGUUCAGUACUGCUCCUCAGACGAGGAUCAUCCAACAGCCUCUCAUAUACCAGAAUGCAGCCACCAGCUUCCAAGUCCUUCAGCCUCAAGUCCAAAGCCUGGUGACAUCCUCCCAGGUACAGCCAGUCACCAUCCAGCAGCAGGUGCAGACAGUACAAGCCCAGCGGGUGCUGACACAAACAGCCAAUGGCACACUGCAGACUCUCGCCCCGGCCACGGUGCAGACAGUUGCUGCGCCCCAGGUGCAGCAGGUCCCGGUCCUGGUCCAGCCUCAGAUCAUCAAGACAGAUUCUCUUGUUUUGACCACACUGAAGACAGAUGGCAGCCCUGUCAUGGCUGCAGUCCAGAACCCAGCCCUCACUGCCCUCACCACCCCCAUCCAGACGGCUGCCCUUCAAGUACCAACCCUGGUGGGCAGUAGUGGCACCAUUCUGACAACCAUGCCUGUGAUGAUGGGACAAGAGAAAGUGCCCAUUAAGCAAGUGCCUGGGGGAGUCAAGCAGCUUGAGCCCCCCAAAGAAGGAGAGAGGCGGACAACACACAAUAUCAUCGAGAAGCGCUAUCGGUCCUCCAUCAAUGACAAAAUCAUUGAGUUGAAGGACCUAGUCAUGGGUACAGAUGCUAAGAUGCACAAGUCUGGCGUUCUGAGGAAGGCUAUUGAUUAUAUCAAAUAUUUACAGCAGGUUAAUCAUAAACUGCGCCAGGAGAACAUGGUACUAAAGCUGGCAAAUCAGAAAAACAAGCUCCUGAAGGGCAUUGACCUAGGCAGUCUGGUGGACAGUGACGUGGACCUGAAGAUUGAUGACUUUAAUCAGAAUGUCCUUCUGAUGUCCCCCCCAGCCUCUGACUCGGGGUCCCAGGCUGGCUUCUCCCCCUACUCCAUUGACUCUGAGCCAGGAAGUCCUCUUUUGGAUGAUGCAAAGGUCAAAGAUGAACCGGACUCCCCUCCUGUAGCGCUGGGCAUGGUGGACCGCUCUCGGAUUCUGCUGUGUGUUCUCACCUUCCUGGGCCUCUCCUUUAAUCCCCUGACUUCCCUGCUGCAGUGGGGAGGUGCUGGAGACUCAGACCAGCAUCCAUACUCGGGCUCUAGCCGCAGCGUGCUGUCAGUCGAGUCAGGUUCUGUGGGCUGGUUAGACUGGAUGAUGCCAACACUCCUUCUGUGGUUGGUAAAUGGUGUGAUUGUCCUGAGCGUCUUUGUGAAGCUGCUGGUCCAUGGGGAGCCAGUGAUCCGGCCACACUCGCGCUCCUCAGUCACCUUCUGGCGGCACCGGAAGCAAGCAGACGUGGACCUUGCCAGGGGGGAUUUUGCAGCUGCUGCGGCCAACCUACAGACCUGCCUGUCAGUUUUGGGUCGCGCACUGCCCACUUCCCGCCUGGACCUGGCCUGCAGUCUUUCUUGGAAUGUGAUCCGCUACAGCCUCCAGAAGCUGCGCCUGGUGCGCUGGUUGCUCAAGAAAGUCUUCCAGCGCUGGCGAGCCACACCCGCCACUGCAGCUGGCUUUGAGGAUGAGGCUAAGAGCAGUGCACGGGAUGCGGCCCUGGCCUAUCAUAGGCUGCACCAGCUGCAUAUCACAGGGAAGCUUCCUGCAGGGUCUCCAUGCUCAGAUGUGCAUAUGGCUUUGUGUGCUGUGAACCUGGCGGAGUGUGCUGAGGAGAAAAUCCCACCAAGCACACUGGUGGAGAUCCAUCUGACAGCUGCCAUGGGGCUCAAGACCCGGUGUGGUGGCAGACUGGGCUUCCUGGCUAACUAUUUCCUCAGUCAUGCCCAGAGCCUGUGUGGCCCAGAGCACAGUGCCAUCCCAGAUUCUCUGCGCUGGCUCUGCCAUCCGCUGGGCCAGAAGUUUUUCAUGGAACGGAGCUGGUCAGUGAAGUCCACAGCCAAGGAGAGUCUGUACUGUGCCCAGAGGAACCCAGCUGACCCCAUUGCCCAAGUUCACCAGGCCUUCUGCAAGAACCUGCUGGAACGAGCUGUGGAGUCAUUGGUGAAACCUCAGGCAAAGAAGAAGGCUGGAGACCAAGAAGAAGAGAGCUGUGAAUUCUCCAGCGCUUUGGAGUACCUGAAAUUACUUCAUUCUUUUGUGGACUCUGUGGGGUUUGCAGCUCCACCCUUCUGCAGCAGCUCAGUGCUCAAGUCAGCCCUUGGUCCAGACAUCAUCUGUCGCUGGUGGACAUCUGCGGUCACAUUGGCCAUCAGCUGGCUCCAGGGAGAUGAUGCAGCUGUGCGCUCUUGCUUUACUGAAGUGGAGCGUGUCCCCAAGGCACUGGAAGUGACCGAGAGCUCCCUGGUGAAGGCUGUCUUUCAUGCCUGCAAAGCUAUGCGUGCUUCGCUCUCUUCAAAAGCAGAUGGACAGCAGAAUUCCUUCUGUCAUUGUGAGAAGGCCAGUGGCCAUCUGUGGAGCAGCCUCAAUGUCAGUGAGGCCACCUCUGACCCAGCCCUCAACCAUGUGGUCCAGCUGCUCACCUGUGACCUACUGCUGUCACUGCGGACAGCACUCUGGCAAAAGCAAGCAGGUGCCAGUCAGGCCCUGGGCGAGACCUACCGUGCAUCAGGCACUGAGCUGGCUGGCUUCCAGCGAGACCUGGGCAGCCUGCGCAGGCUGGCACACAGCUUCCGCCCAGCAUACCGCAAGGUGUUCCUGCAUGAAGCCACUGUGCGCUUGAUGGCAGGAGCCAGCCCCACUCGCACACACCAGCUGCUGGAGCACAGCCUGCGGCGCCGCACCACCGAGAACACCAAGCACGGAGAGGUGGACGCCUGGCCUGGCCAGCGUGAGCGGGCCACUGCCAUCCUGCUGGCGUGUCGCCACCUUCCCCUCUCCUUCCUCUCCUCCCCGGGCCAACGGGCGGUGCUGUUGGCCGAGGCUGCCCGAACCCUGGAGAAGGUGGGCGACCGGCGCUCCUGCAACGACUGCCAGCAGAUGAUCGUCAAGCUGGGUGGGGGCACUGCCAUUGCUGCCUCCUGACCGCCAGGUGCGGCUCACCACCCUCUGCCUUUGUCUCCGUGUCUCUCGCAGCUCUCCCCUGUCUCAGACUGUCCCCUCCUCCCCGUGUCUGUUCUCCUCCCUCUGAGAGCUAUGGGGAUGGGCCUUGUCUUCUGAGCUACUAGCUGCAAGGCUUUGGGACCACUGCAGCCCCGAGGGCCUGGGCAGAAGCUGCCCCAAAGCUGCAGUCCGUAGAUGCCCUUGGUCCUCACCCUGGUGCACACAGAGGGAAGACUGCAGGUGGAGAUGGAGUGGUUUCCUCCCCGAGAACCCCUGCCAAGCCCCUGCUCCAGCCCUUGGAAACUACACAUCUCCCCUCUCUGCUUCCUCAUUUUUUAUCAGGCUUUGUCUCUGGGGGGCCUAGGUCUCUGGGCACCUAAGAGCCCUGGACCCUUGGGAUGGUGCCCAGCAUCCCCCCUCCACCUUUUAUAUGAAUGUUUUUAUAUCUGUGUGCUUGGGUCUGCUGUGAUGUGACGCAGGGUGAAGUUGCUGUGCACCCUUAUUCCUCUCCACAGGUCUGCGUUCCCUCCCCGUGCCUGACUAAGCCAGUCCAUUGUCUUCUCUUCAUUCCAUGGGACAGCCAGGGAAGGAAGGGACCCAGCCCUGGGAGAGGCACUGGGAAGCAGGGGCAGGCCUGGGGAUGGGAAAAUAAUGUUGGCAUUAUUUUUUAAUUUUUAAAAAAAUAAACAGUAUCUUAUUUAAUUGUCCUGUUCUUCCCACUCCCCCGCCCCCUGGGACGUCAUCCCAAGCUCAGGGCAGGCCCAGGGGCUGGGAGGGAUGAAGCCACCUGUUGGGCCUGGGGACCAGGGGUCUCCAUGGGUUUUUGUUCCCUCCUACCCCUCCCUAACUCCUACCUCCAUAGUAUAAUUUUAUUUCUAAUUCUUGUCCUAAAAAUGAGCCAAGGUAAUGGAACCUGCCUUAGUCCCUCCCCAGUUAUAUGCCUCUUCAGGCUGGGUACCAGGAACAAGGUCUCUCACCUUGGUGGAGUCCCAGAAGAACUGGAUCCUCUGGCUCAUUGCCUCCCUGGUGACUUCCCCUGGGGCUCCUGAGGGGGACUUCUUACCUUGUGGAGCUGCUGGGGGAAGGAGGUGGGCAGGAGCCCCAGCAGAGAUUAGGGGUGUACUCAGCAGUGCACCCUUGGUCUGCUUGGACAUCACCUGUUCUCAAUCUCUUGUCCUUUCCCCGUCACUGUAAUUUAUGCACCCUGCCCAAUAGGGCAGCCAGCCUUUGUGUCACUUGUAUAUACUGUGCCUUUUCUCCUUACUGUUUUUUGGGGGGUGGUUUUUCACUGAAAAGGGGGAUACUCCUAUGGUUUCCUUGAUGUUGAAUCAUUCACCAUGUCCUAGAUGUUGGUUAUUCAAUAAACACAGAUUGGUACCACCCA